AUGGAACAACAGCAGCAACAACAGCAGCAGGAGCAGAAGAAGCCGGCUCCACCUGUAGAGGAGGUCAAGUCCUAUUACUACCCAGAUAGAGCGGCAAACUUGACAGAGGUCAAGACUGGUUACUCGGCAUGGAAGACCAACUCAUUCAUAAGUUUCAUCGUUUUGUUGAUCCCUGUGAUCGUCGUCAACAUUGCCUACGUGUACAACAGGAGCGAGCUGUUCCUGGACGUGUUCAACAAGUUCCAGGACAUGCUUAUCCACGAGUUCAUCAACCAGGAGCCCACCACCAUCUACGUGGCGCUGUCCAUCGCCUUUGGCUCAUUGCUGCUCAUUAUCAUGGUCGUCUCGGUACUGAUGUCCAAGCGUCGCAAGCCCGUCUACCUCGUCGACUUCUCUGUCUUCCAGCCAGACGACAAGUACAAGAUCACUCACGAGUUCUUUGUCAAGCACACUGAGCACGUCGGCUGGUUCGACAAGGACUCGAUCGAGUUCCAGAAGAAGCUCCUCUAUCGUACUGGUCUCGGAAACGACACCUAUUUCCCACCCGGAAUCACCAAGCCUGUGCCCGACACUAGCAUGGAGUCCGCUCGUCAAGAGUCCGACAUGGUUCUCUCUGGCUGUCUCGACGAACUCUUCGCCAAGACCAAGAUUAGACCACAAGACAUCGACAUCCUCAUCGUCAAUUGCAGUCUAUUCAAUCCAACCCCAUCGCUAGCUGCAAUGAUGAUUAACAAGUACAAGAUGAGACAUGAUAUUCUAAGCUACAACCUUUCAGGUAUGGGAUGCUCUGCAAGUGUUGUCUCGAUUGACCUGGCCAAGCAAUUGCUCCAGGUUCACAAGAAUGCCAUUGCAGUGGUACUCUCAACAGAGAACAUCACUCAGAACUGGUAUCGCGGCAAUGAGAAGGCUAUGCUCCUGACCAACACACUGUUCCGUAUGGGUGGCGCUGCCAUCAUGCUGUCCAACAAGUCAAAGUACUACUGGACUGGCAAGUACAAGCUGCUCGCCUCGGUCCGUGUCACCAAGGCUCACGACACUGCCUACAACGCCGUCUACCAAACCGAGGACUGCCAGGGCAACAAGGGUGUGCGUUUGGCCACCGGUCGCGACCUGAUGGCCGUCGUCGGUGAGGCCCUCAAGACCAACCUUACAAUCCUUGGCCCAAUGGUGCUGCCAAUGAGCGAGCAGAUCAAGUUCUUCCUGCAUCUGUGCUACCGCAAGCUGUCGUCCAAGAAGAUCCAGCCCUACGUGCCCAACUUCAAGAAGGCCUUUGAUCACUUCUGUAUCCAUGCCGGUGGUCGUGCCGUCAUUGAUGGACUGGAGCAGAACUUCAACCUGUCCGAGUACGACGUGGAGCCAUCGCGCGCCACCCUCUACCGUUACGGAAACACCAGUUCCUCGUCCAUUUGGUACGAGCUCAACUUUAUUGAGAAGCAGCACCACGUCAAGAGUGGAGAGAAGGUCUGGCAGUUGGCAUUUGGCUCUGGAUUCAAGUGCAACAGUGCUGUCUGGCAAUCACUCAAGGAUAUCUAA
Acytostelium subglobosum LB1 is the source of this 1533-nucleotide messenger RNA. RefSeq lists its product as hypothetical. Bases 1 to 1533 code for a protein of 510 amino acids. Gene Ontology annotation, cellular component: membrane. Gene Ontology annotation, molecular function: acyltransferase activity, transferring groups other than amino-acyl groups. Gene Ontology annotation, biological process: fatty acid biosynthetic process. The record is from RefSeq and is a predicted model, not a curated record. The transcript has 2 exons. Lineage: Eukaryota; Evosea; Eumycetozoa; Acytosteliales; Acytosteliaceae.